CGCAUCGCGUUUCACCUGCAGUUGUGAGCUCGAGGAUUCGGUACAGAGUUGAUCAGUGAGGAGCUUUGUAUUGCAUACGAAACAGUAUAGGGACAUCCUAGAAGAAACACCAGGGAAAUAAAAAAAAGAAAAACCGAGUCCCAGCUCAAGCUGCUGCUGCGUGCUUGCAAAAUGAAAAUUGUUUUUCUUAUAUUGCUGAUGAACGCCUUGUUAUUUGGCACAUCUUGGGGGAAUUAUGGAGACCUUACAUCUAAACCGCCGUGUCGAGCUGGAUUUUCAGAAAGUUUUUAUACAGUGCUGGUUUCAAGGGAGAUAUUGGAAGGUCAGAGCAUUCUCAAAGUGAAGUUUAAUGACUGCCAGAAGAACGAGAAUGUUGGGUAUGAAAGCAGUGACCCGGAUUUCAAGGUGCGCGCAGAUGGCUCAAUCUACGCGGCACGUGAGGUAGCAAGCCUGUCGCGGCCAGUUCAGUUCACGGUGACGGCCCAAGGUGCUGCCGACCCACGAACAUGGGAGACGACAAUCAGACUGGCCGUGGCAGGACAGGAGACAGCACCGCCUGAGGAGCAAGAGCUAACGGGGAAGGAGAACGUACCCCCAGAGUCGGAUCCGCAGCCGACUCACACUCUGUUUCCGUGGAAACAGCAGCUGAGCUCCAAUGGGCUGAGACGGCAGAAGCGAGAUUGGGUCAUCCCGCCAAUCAAUGUGCCAGAAAAUUCCAGAGGGCCCUUCCCCCAAAUGCUUGUCAGACUGAGAGCUCACGCAGUGGACAUGAAUGGAAACAAAGUGGAGAACCCCAUUGACCUGUACAUCUACGUGAUUGACAUGAACGACAACAGGCCAGAGUUCCGCAACCAAGUUUACAAUGGCUCAGUGGACGAGGGCUCCAAACCUGGUUCCUACGUGAUGAAGGUGACGGCGGUUGAUGCCGAUGAUGACACCACAGCCAAUGGGAUGGUUCGAUACAGGAUCCUGUCCCAGUCCCCACACAGCCCUAUCCCCAACAUGUUUACCAUCAACAGUGAGACCGGGGACAUCGUCACAGUGGCAGCUGGACUGGACAGAGAGAAAGUUUCUCAGUACACCGUCAUCGUUCAAGCCACCGACAUGGAAGGGAACCUGAACUUCGGCCUGUCCAACACAGCCACAGCCAUCAUUAGCGUGACAGACGUCAAUGACAACCCCCCAGAACUGACUGCGAGCACGUUUUCUGGAGAGGUUCCAGAAAACAAGGUGAACAUAGUUGUUGCCAACCUGACAGUGAUUGACAGGGACCAGCCCCACACUGCAAACUGGAACGCUGUGUACCGGAUAGUGAGUGGAGACCCUUCUGGACACUUCACCAUCCGCACCGACCCGGUUACAAACGACGGCAUGGUUACCGUGGUGAAGCCAGUUGACUAUGAGAUGAACAGAGCCUUCAUGUUGACUGUAAUGGUCUCCAACCAGGCCCCCUUGGCCAACGGCAUCCAGUCCUCCUUCCAGUCCACCGCGGGGGUUACUAUUUCAGUGAUGGACGUCAACGAGGCACCUUACUUCUCAUCCAACCCCAAGCUCAUCCGCUUCGAGGAGGGGGUCCCCUCUGGGACAGCCCUCAGCACCUUCUCCGCCACAGACCCUGACCGCUUUGUGCAGCAGAUAGUCAGGUACUCCAAGCUGUCAGAUCCAGCAAAUUGGCUGAACAUUAAUGCCACCAAUGGUCAGAUCACCACCACUGCAGUCCUGGAUCGGGAGUCAGUCUAUGUUAAAAAUAACGUUUACGAGGCCACCUUCCUAGCAGCCGACAAUGGAUUUCCUGCAGCGAGUGGUACAGGCACACUUCAGAUCUACCUUAUUGACGUCAAUGACAAUGCUCCCGAGCUGCUGCCCAGAGAGGCCCAGAUUUGUGAGAAGCCCAACACCAACGCCAUCAACAUCACGGCUGCUGAUGCAGACAUGGACCCCAAUGUGGGGCCCUUCGUCUUCGAGUUGUCAAGCAGAGUGCGCCGCAACUGGACCAUCUCCCGACUCAGUGGUGACUAUGCCCAGCUGAGCCUGCGCAUCAUGUUUCUGGAGUCGGGAGUGUACGACGUGCCCAUCAUUAUCACAGACUCGGGGAACCCCCCGCUGUCCAACACCUCAGUCAUCAAGGUGAAGGUGUGCCCCUGCGACGAGAAUGGAGACUGCACCACCAUUGGGGCCGUGGCAGCAGCUGGGCUUGGCACUGGAGCCAUCAUUGCGAUCCUCAUCUGUAUCAUCAUACUGCUCACCAUGGUGCUCCUCUUCGUGGUGUGGAUGAAGAGACGGGAGAAGGAGAGACAGACCAAACAGCUCCUGAUCGACCCAGAGGACGACGUGCGAGACAACAUCUUGAAAUAUGAUGAAGAAGGCGGUGGCGAGGAGGACCAGGAUUAUGACCUGAGCCAGCUCCAGCAGCCCGAGUCCCUGGAUCACAUCAUCAGCAAGCCCCCUGGGAUCAGGAGGGUGGACGAGAGGCCUGUGGGAGCCGAGCCCCAGUACCCAACCCGACCGGUCGUCCCACACCCCGGGGACAUUGGGGAUUUCAUCAACGAAGGCCUCAGAGCUGCGGAUAAUGACCCGACAGCACCUCCCUAUGACUCGCUCCUGGUGUUCGACUACGAAGGAAGCGGCUCGACAGUGGGCUCUGUAAGCUCACUCAACUCAUCCAGCACCGGCGACCAGGACUACGACUAUCUCAACGACUGGGGCCCGCGCUUCAGGAAGCUAGCAGACAUGUACGGGGGCGGAGAUGAAGACUAAGUGACCUCAACCAGCGAGGCGAAGACGACGCUCCAGAAACCAACCAAUCAAGAGUGAGGACUGUACAGAGGCAGCUUUUUAAUCAAUGUCCCCUGCUGACAGUAAAACAAGCAAAAACAAAUGUGUUUUUUAUUUAAUUUUUUUGUCAUUAUUUUUUUUUUCUCUUUUUAGAAUUAAGCUGUCUAAUAGCAUGAAUGAAUGCUUGUUGUUUUAGCUGCAUUGUUUUGUUUCAACGCAGGCAGCAGGGAGGUGCUUUAUUUUGCUUGAAACCUUCGCUUUAUCAUUAAAAAGAGUGAAAGGCAUUCUUUCUUAUCUUGAAUUCCUUAGAACAGAAGCACUGUUGCUAAAGUGCCUUUUUUGGUGUGUUUUAUCGGUUUCCCGCUAUCUCAGGAUUGAACGUCAUUCGAAUGGCUCGGGCGGCACUCUCUCCCUCUUUGACCCUGAAAAAAAAAAAAAAAAGCAUUUGGAUGGUAACAUAAGAAAAAAAAUAUUAACAUAUAUAGUUUUAAGUUUUACAUUUUAUUUUCAGAUUGCCUUUAAAAAAAAAAAAAUAGGUAGUAAUUAAAAAGUGGUUUGUGCAACUUUUAAACAGCCAUCAUCAUGCCUGAAGCAAACACAAAAGCUAGGACAAACUGAACACCACUCCCCACCCCCCACCCCCCCGGACCCCAUUGAGGUGUCAGACGUUUAUUAAUUGUGUCUGUGAUGCAGUAUGGGGCUUUUAUUUAGUGUGUGUCUGAAUAUUCAGAACAGUAGACUAUUGAAGUCAUUUGGUAAUUCAUCCUUGCUGCUCUAAACAGUUAAGAAGCACAUUAUUGUAAAUGCAUUCAAAAUGAUGCUAUUAUCAGGUAAACAGAACCUUCUGUUAUACUUUUGGUGGCACCUAGCCAGUUCAAACAAUUUCCCAAUGCGAGUUGCUGGGGUUAUAAUAUUUGAUGAAGUAUGUGUCUAUGGUACAGCAAGCUGACAAACAUACUGUAAGGCAUAAUGUGUAUAAAUAAACACAAUGGUAUAAAUAAAUGUGGCACAGCAAGGGUCUAUUGAAUUCUAAAACAAGCGUUAUACCUUCCGCUAUACAGGGUCAUCUAGUUUAGUGGAACUGUUGUGCAUUUGAGAUUUAGGUCACUUCUGUUACCUUGCUGUGUAAACUAUCAUAUUUAACCUGUUGGGUUGCACACACUCUAUUUUAAGUCUUUAUUAAACUUUAAAAAAGGCAUGUAUUAUGUUGAAGGCACUGGAGGCCAAAUUAGUUCUGCUUCUUUGAUAUAGACCACUUUUUUGUCCUAAUAAAGUGAAGUGGGGAAAAAAGAAAAAAUGUGUAAGAAUCUGGAUGCAAAACGUGGUCUAGAGUAUGACUUUGUCAAGUGAAAAAAAAAUGCAUGAAGAUUCCAAAUGUUUCAAAGUAAAAGCUGUAAUUCUGUGGUUUGACUGGUUAACGUGGUUUGGGGGGGAGGGGGGGGAUUAUAUACUAUAAAAAAAGUAAAUGAACUGUUUUUAAGUAUUAGAGAAUAACUUCUGAACUGCUUACCUUUACUGCUCUGUGUGCCAGAAGAGUGCUGAAGUGUGGGGUCCUACUGCUGAAGGCUCCUCAAGUUCAUGGUGUGGUGUGCAAACUGCUUUUUGUCGGAUGUCAAGUAUCCAGUCCCAUGGUAGAGUCUCCCAUCAGUGACCCGCUACAGGAAAAAGACAUGGCGCCUUCACAUGCAAAUUGCUAUUGUCUUACAAUACAAACCAUUCAUAUUCCAUUGUCCACUUCAGCUUCUGUACGUUCAACUAAUUAAUGCUAGUUUUUUAUCUUCUAGAUUGGAGGAAAACCCUGGGGCUGCUUGAGCAUUCUGAAAUUGAGUUCAUGCCUCAGCUUCAGCCUCAUACAUUGUGAAUAUGCACACCGUUGCUGGGUGUUAGAUUACUGUACAGCUAGCAAGAGUAGAAGAGUCAGAGGUCUGUCAAAGUUUAUUUUAUU
Polyodon spathula (Mississippi paddlefish) is the source of this 4720-nucleotide messenger RNA. RefSeq names its product cadherin-4-like. Gene Ontology annotation, molecular function: cadherin binding; calcium ion binding. The transcript is spliced from 15 exons. The record is from RefSeq and is a predicted model, not a curated record. Gene Ontology annotation, cellular component: adherens junction; catenin complex; plasma membrane. NCBI's taxonomy places the organism in Eukaryota, Metazoa, Chordata, Actinopteri, Acipenseriformes, Polyodontidae. Gene Ontology annotation, biological process: calcium-dependent cell-cell adhesion; homophilic cell-cell adhesion; cell morphogenesis. The coding region runs from base 172 to 2757 and encodes 861 amino acids.